AGAUGUAAGGAUAUUGAUUUAUCAUAUCGUAUACGCGAUAAACAUUACACGUGCAUUCAGUCGCCUUCAUGGCCUGAUUCAGCUCUGCUGCCAUAUUUUUCCCAUAAUUAUACUUGUUGACUGUUGUAAGAUGACUCGUAAGAGGAGACAAAUUGAGCUUGGGCGUCUUCUCCCCGUCGACGAGGGCAAAAUGGCGCUCGUUCACAUCAACCGUCAGGUCCAAGCUGGUCUUCAUCGUGUGACGAUGGAGUUGCGGCAUCGUGCGUCUGCGCUGCCGAAGAUUGACAUGAACAAAGUCCCUGAUUGGCAUCGGCGAGCAACCCGCCUAAGCAUCAGCCUGGUCUUUUUCGGCUUGCUUGGACACAGUGUGAAAUUCCCAGCUGACCAGCAAACGCUCGCCCUGAACUUCCGUCAGAGCUGCAAUUGGGCCGCCAUCACGUGCAUCGUGGUGACUGCUCCGCUGAUUGGCAAGGUGGCUCAGGUAGCGUUCGACCGGCUGCUGGGCACGCUGGUGGGCGGCCUCAUCGGCUACAUGUGCUUCACAACGGGCUUCCACCUGUUCGGAGUAUUCGGCGCCGGCAUCUUCAUCAGCCUGAUGGCGGGGUUGGUGGUGUGGCUGAGCACCUUCCUGGCCUCCCGCCGCCCGCUAGAACAGCUGGUGCGGUUCGUACAGCUGACGUACAUCAUCGUGGCGUUCGGGGCCAAGCCGGAUAAGGGUGCCUUUCUGCUGGCGCUGAUGCGCAUCGGCGGUAUCUUCGCGGGCGGGCUGUUCAGUGUGCUGCUGGCGGUGGUGGUGCUGCCGCGGAGCGCUUCGGUGGAGUGCCUGAGGGAGAUGCGGAAGGCGCUGCAGGCGCUGCAUGAACUAAACAAGGAAGUUUGGGCGCUCAGCGGUGUCACGGGCGGCACCCUGACCAAUAGGCGUAAUUUCCGCAAGCACCAUCGCCAUGGCUACUCGGCCCUGCACCUGAACAGAGCAGGUGCAGAGGGCGGCGGCGGUACGGGGGGCAUCGACAGCAGCAGCAACAACAGCAGCAGCAACAGCCUCGCCGCCGCGUCUGCUGGGCUUCGCACGAUCGCGAGUGAGUCGCUCAUUGUCGGGCAGCAGUCGAACGGUCGCGGCGGCGGAAGGCGAAGCGACAACGGAGGUGGCGGUGGAGUGCCUCGUAACGACUUCAGUGUGGAUCAUCUGGAUCUGCUGGCACCACCGCGAGACGAGGAACUGCACUACCACGAGGCCCGCAUUGAGGAGAUCUUCUCCGCCGUGUACAGCAGCCUGGGGCGGGUGGAUGAGAACCUGGCGCAGACCAAGGGGGAGAUCUACGUGUGGCACUUCUGGGGGAGGUACUUCUUCGUGCCGGGUGUCCACUGGUUCCCGCUGAGCGGCCGGUGGCAGGUGCCCCGCCAGGACCUGGAGGACCUGGCCACCUGCCUGCGGAGGGUGGCGCGCAUGCUGUGGACGCUCCUGCUUGACUUCGAGGAGGGUUUCGGAGCGGAGAUGGAGGCGGUGCUGCAGCUCUACUACCCCAAGCAGCUGCUCAGCGAGCUGGCGAACUACCAGGGCAGGGCGAUCAAGGACCUGCUAGAGGCCUUCCCGGGCAGCACCACCAUUGAGGUGGACAACUUGCUAACGCUGGGGCAGGUCACGGACUGCCUGCUGCAGAUCAGCGAUGCACGAGCCCGUAACACCGUUUUUAACGUGAAGCAGCGGCGGCGUAACACGACAGGAUCGGCGGCGGGGGCUACUGCUGCUGCUGCUGCUGCAUCUCCCUCGGGGGCAGCGGCGGCGACAGACGGGUCAUCACGGGGUGGCAGUCGUCGUGGUGCCACCGCUGCUGCUGCUGCUGUUGCUGUUGCUGCUAGCGGCCCCGCCACUCCCACCACCGGCAAAGGCCCUGCCUCCAGCAGCCUAGAAAAGGUGCCGCUCCUGGCAUCCCACUCGGGGCCCUUCUCAACGGCAGCAGGCACCGCCGCCGCAGCUGCCACAAGCCCACCCAAACAUGACGGGAGCGUCGGCGGCGGCGGCGGUGGCGGCGGCAGUGUGCAUGCCGGUCGAGGUGACGCAACGUCGGUUCGAGCGCCCAGCGGCGGCGCCGACGGCAACGUCAGCGGCGGCGGCGGCGGUGUAUUCAUUAGUCGGUUGUUAUCCGGGCAGCCGGGGAAUACCGUGGCGCUACACCUACCGCCUAGAAAGCUAAUGCAGCAGCAGCAACAACAACAGCAGGAGCGGGAACGGGAACAGCAGGCGCAGCAGCAGCAGCAGCCACGGCCGUCCGCUGCCGCCGCAGCACAGCUCCUGACGGCUUCCGGAUCCGGUCCUGCCGCCGCCGCCGCUACGUUACCAGCUGAGCCAUCAUCAUCACCGGCAGCAGCAACGGCGACGUCGGCAGCAGCAGCAGCACCAGCAGCAGGGUCGUCGCCGCUCAAGGCGACGCGGAAGGACAGCGAGCGCUUCGACAUAUUCUCCGGAAUGUACUUUGACGCGCUGGCACCGGCCGCCACAGCAGCCGCCGCUGCUGCUACCGGUACGGCAAAGGGUGCCGUACAUCUGACGGCGUCUUCCAGUACGACAACGGCAGGGCCUGCAGCGGCGACAGCGCCACUGGCGGCGGCGGCGGCGGCAUCAGCGGCUGCUUCCGCACUGCCCGCUGCGUUGCAGAGCUCGCAGCUUUCGUACACUGGGCGCAUGAGUUGGAGGGAGCCUCCGUCGUAUGUUAGUCUCGGUGGUACGGCAGGGGCGUCAGGGGCCGCCAGCGGGGGAGGGACCCGUUCAGCCUCCGCGACUGAGGAGGCUUCGGGGGCUGCUGGUGCAGGCGGCGGGGAUGCGGGCAGCGCUGGCAGCGGUGAAAGGCACGCGGGAGACGGCGGCGGCGGUGGCGACGGUGGCGGCAGCGGGAGCAUCAGCGGCGGUGGCGGUGGCGGUUUGGACUUGUUGGGCGGUUUGGGUUCGCGUCUGUCGUCGAUUGUUGUGGAGCCGGUUACGUUCCCGUCCACUGAGGAGGGGUACCUAUCGCAGGUUCGUUGGUACAGCUUCCAGUUCGUUAUGGACGAGAUGGUUAACGAAUUGGAGGAGGCCUUCUACGCCUGCAGUGCCGUACUGCGAAAACUGCCGUACCCGGUUGGCAAGUAGGAGCAGAUUUCUUCAUGAUCUUUAGGAGAUCGACCUCAAGAAUUGAUUACGAAAUGAAUAGAGUCAUGCACGUGGCGUAAUAUAUGCUUUGGUUGCAUGUGUUUCUCUUAUCUUUGGUCAUGUGCCACCUCUUUUGGGGGCCGGCACACAAGGUGGGAGCGAGGGUGGUCUCUAGCUGGGAGGAGGGACGCGCUGAAGUACGGCAGGUAGCCACCCCUAGUCAGGGCACAGCCCUGCUACAGGCUAUAUAUGGUCAUGUGGGUUUAUGUUGUUCAUACAAGAAGCGUAAAGAUUGUGACAUAAAGGCAAGCAUGCAGUAUUGCUGCAGAGCCAGGUGGUUCCAAGACGCCUCGGGUAUUGCCGUACAAAGUCCCCGCACGGCGAUCCUGGUCUGCCCGUGCCUACACAUACGGCGUUGGCAUUUUUUCGCAUGCACUGCAUUUCCAUGUUCUGCUAUAAAUCCUAAACGUGGAGUGCUGCUCUGGGGUUCUCUGCGGAGAUCCGUGGACAAUGGCCCACGUGUUUGACAAGGCCUUCGUGAUCUGAACAUCUCAAAACAUUUACCAGCUUUGCGUCUUAAUUUCUGCGUUAAUCGGACUGGGAAGCGAACGUUGUGUGCGGAGUCCUCUGAGCAUAUGUAAUGAGGGAUCGGGGGAGGGGGGGUCAAUGAAGAGUGAAGCAACUGGAUCAGGUGUUGUGGGUCACAUGCAUGGGAAUGAUAUUGCAGGAGAGGCACGUGGACGAGUGGGGAGGAGGAUGGAAGUGCCAUGGGGUUGGCUUUGGGAGUGUGAAGAGCACUCGAGCGUGGUGCUUACCGCAUGUAUACGCACGCUUGGACCGCGUGCGUCACACACAUGCGCACCUUGCAGCUGCUGCGUGACUCAUGCUGAUAUACUGGCAAGGCAUGUAGGUUCUCGUCAUUUCAAGCGUCCAUUGAAGUAAGCAUGCC
Messenger RNA from Astrephomene gubernaculifera, 4076 nucleotides. NCBI's taxonomy places the organism in Eukaryota, Viridiplantae, Chlorophyta, Chlorophyceae, Chlamydomonadales, Astrephomenaceae. The record is from the annotation of a GenBank genome assembly.